AAAAGGUAAGGCCGCUCCACGCCGACGGUCUUCGGAAGGCGAUGCGCGAAGUAACUUCCUUUUCCUAGUCUUAAACUGGGACACAGCCCUCCUCCUCGGUUUUCUUUUUACCAGGAGGCUGCAGCUAUUCUUGGUCCGGGGUCUCACUGUGUAGUUUUGGCUGGCCCAAAACUCACCUUGUAGACCAGGUUGGCCUUGAACUCACUGAAAUCUACCAUUCAAGUCCUGGGAUAAAAGCUGACGAAGAAAUUUUCUGAGUCACUGCUGAGAUUUCUCACAUAUAACCAUGCGUCUUUCCGCCCUGCUGGCCUUGGCAUCCAAAGCCACUCUCCCUCCCCACUACCGCUAUGGCAUGAGCCGUCCAGGCUCCCUAUCAGACAAGAGGAAGAAUCCUCCAUGGAGCAGGCGGCGCCCAGUGGUGGUAGAGCCCAUCUCUGAUGAAGACUGGCACCUGUUUUGUGGAGACAUGGUGGAAAUCUUAGAAGGCAAGGAUGCUGGGAAGCAGGGCAAAGUGGUCCAAGUCAUUCGGCAGCGGAACUGGGUUGUCUUGGAGGGGCUGAACACGCAUUUCCGCUAUAUUGGCAGAACCAAGGAUCACCGAGGGACCAUGAUCCCUAGUGAAGCCCCACUACUUCAUCACCAGGUCAAGCUAGUGGACCCUGUGGACAGGAAACCCACUGAGGUCCAGUGGAGAUUUACUGAGGCAGGAGAGCGGGUUCGAGUCUCUACAAGAUCUGGGAGAAUUAUCCCCAAACCUGAAUUUCCUAGAGCAGAUGGCAUUGUCCCUGAAACAUGGACUGAUGGCCCCAAGGACACAUCAGUGGAAGAUGCUCUAGAAAAAACGUAUGUGCCCCGGCUAAAGACAUUAGAAGAAGAUGUGAUGGAGGCAAUGGGGAUCCAGGAGCCUCGAAGACACAGGAAGAUUUAUUGGUAUUGACCCUGAGAGUGCUGGCUCGGCCUGCUCAGUCUUUACCUUGAGGGUGGGGGCCCUUCCUUGUCCAACACCAAUAAAGAACCCUAAAUGCA
Molecule: messenger RNA, 1026 nt
Organism: Mesocricetus auratus (golden hamster)
Lineage: Eukaryota; Metazoa; Chordata; Mammalia; Rodentia; Cricetidae
Gene: Mrpl24
Product: mitochondrial ribosomal protein L24
Exons: 7
Coding region: 287-937 (216 amino acids)
Biological process (GO): translation
Cellular component (GO): mitochondrion; ribosome
Molecular function (GO): RNA binding; structural constituent of ribosome
Source: RefSeq, a predicted model, not a curated record